Sphaerulina musiva SO2202 is the source of this 967-nucleotide messenger RNA. RefSeq lists its product as uncharacterized. The transcript has 2 exons. The record is from RefSeq and is a predicted model, not a curated record. Bases 36 to 812 code for a protein of 258 amino acids. Gene Ontology annotation, biological process: cristae formation. NCBI's taxonomy places the organism in Eukaryota, Fungi, Ascomycota, Dothideomycetes, Mycosphaerellales, Mycosphaerellaceae. Gene Ontology annotation, cellular component: mitochondrial crista junction; MICOS complex.
GCCUGCCACCGACACCGACACCGACAGCCUGAGCGAUGGCCGCUCCUCUCCUCCGCCACCACCUUCUGCCCCUCGGCGGCCUCGUCGCUGGCCUCGUCGUUCUCCCUAAGCGCAGCGCAUACGCAGAGGAAGCCGGGUCCGACGCCGUGAGAGAGAUUCGCCUGAAGAAAUCCAUCUACGACUACGACGAGCCUUCUCCCCGCGAGAUUGCCCAAACAACGCCUCCCCCGGCCUCGGGCAUCACAUACAAACCACAAAACGACUCUCCCCAAGAGCAGCAGACCGUGAUUAGACGGCCCACGCCCACUGACAAACUCGCCGCCCAAAUUCGCAACGGUCGCCUUGCUCUCCACUCCUAUGCGACCCGCACCGAAGAUGCCAUCAACAACGGUAUGACGCGCUUCAUGUCUGCAGAACACAACUUCACCAACACAAUCGCCUCUCUGGCCCCUCCCAAAGAGAGCAAUGAGAAGCUCUUGCCUGGAGGCAUAUACGUUCUCGUGGCUGCCAUGGCGGGUACCAUAGUUUCACGGAAUCGGAAUGUGCUUUUUCGCUUUGUGACGCCCAUAUUGACCGGCGUGGUGGCCGCACACUAUGUGGUGCCGAGGACGACGGAAAAUGUAGGGAACCUGAUCUGGCAGUAUGAGAAAAAAUUUCCCGUGAUUGCGGAUAACCACAUUCGGGCAAAGGAGGGCGUGAGGCAUUUCAUUGAGACCGGAAAAGCGCAUAGCCAGAUGGGGCUGGCCAUGGCUGAGGAGAAGGUGCACGGCGUGAGGGAGAGCGUGCAGGAUUGGGUGAAAAAGGGGCGGUGAAGUGGUAAAAAGGAGGUAUUAGCAUCCGGAGACAUUGAGACUACGCGAGGCUGACACAGCACUGAGUCGAGGUGUGCAAAGGGUAGAUACGGCGGGCUGUAUAGAUACGCCGAUAUUCCAUUCAAGUUCAUGAAGACUACUAAAUCGAGUGCUUG